Gymnodraco acuticeps is the source of this 1052-nucleotide messenger RNA. It is a transcript of the gene dusp19a, whose product is annotated as dual specificity phosphatase 19a. Bases 175 to 798 code for a protein of 207 amino acids. The record is from RefSeq and is a predicted model, not a curated record. Gene Ontology annotation, molecular function: JUN kinase phosphatase activity. Gene Ontology annotation, cellular component: cytoplasm. Gene Ontology annotation, biological process: regulation of MAP kinase activity; protein dephosphorylation. Lineage: Eukaryota; Metazoa; Chordata; Actinopteri; Perciformes; Bathydraconidae. The transcript is spliced from 5 exons.
AUCUCUUCUGCUCUGCUCGUGGACCAGGUUUAGACAUCAGAAAGAACCAGAUUGGACUUCUUACUGAACUCGAUUUCUUUAUAAAUGAUGAGAGAGGAAGUGCUUUUCUUUUCUGGAGUUUAAACCGGACUGUCAGCUGAACAGGAGCCUCUGAACCGACACUGAACAGGUACCAUGCAGUCUCUGACGGCAGAGAUCCAGAGCUUCUCCCGCUCGAGGCUCAGGAAGCAGUGCACGCGCGUCACGUCUCUGAGCGGCCGCAGGAUCAUCGAGACGUGGAAGGGUUCCACCAUCACCGUGGUGGAGGACCCCGUCCCAACAGAGAGGAUUCUGGGAUACGUCCCCGACACUUCCUGGGACCUUCAGGUCGGCAUCGUCAAACCCCACCUGCUGCUGGGUUCUCAAGAUGCUGCACAUGACUUUGGAACUCUCAGAAAACACAAGGUGUCUCACAUCCUGAACGUGGCCUUCGGCGUGGAGAACGUGUUUCCUGACCUCUUCAUCUAUAAGACGGUCAGCAUUCUGGAUCAUCCCGACGCCGACGUGCUGCUCCACCUGACGGACAUCUGCAGCUUCAUCCAGCAGGCCCGCAGCGAGAAAGGCGUGGUUUUGGUCCACUGCAACGCCGGUGUGUCCCGGGCUCCGGCGGUGGUGAUUGGCUACCUGAUGUCAUGUGACGGCCAGUCCUUUGAUGCUGCUCUCUCAUUGGUCCAAUCAGCCCGCCCGGUCUCCUCCCCAAACCCCGGCUUCCUGGAACAACUGAGGGGCUUCCAAACGCUCAACGGGUCCAAACACUGAGACGAAAGAAACAAGUUUGAUUUGAAUCAGACAUUUUGUGUAAUUCAUAAUGUUUGGGCUUGUUGCAUUGUGGGAUGAAAUCGUUCCUGCACGGGCUUGAUGGUCCAGGAUAAAAACAGCUGAUUAUAAGGCAUGCAAGGUUGAACAAACAUAUAUAACACAUUCUUAAAUGCUUUUUCUUUUAGAGACCGGUCUCUCUUUGCUCCAGCAGUAUAUAUAUUAGAUGUGGUUUUUGUUUGAUCAGUGUUAUGCGU